Messenger RNA from Trichophyton verrucosum HKI 0517, 576 nucleotides. RefSeq lists its product as uncharacterized. The transcript has a single exon. NCBI's taxonomy places the organism in Eukaryota, Fungi, Ascomycota, Eurotiomycetes, Onygenales, Arthrodermataceae. Gene Ontology annotation, biological process: protein phosphorylation. The record is from RefSeq and is a predicted model, not a curated record. Bases 1 to 576 code for a protein of 191 amino acids. Gene Ontology annotation, molecular function: protein kinase activity; ATP binding.
AUGAACGUCAAAGCAGUUCAGAUCUUGGAUCUUGAGGAUACGGUCAUUGUGCCUCCUGGGAAGUGGUUGCGAGGUCCUCUCUGCGGCAAUGCGAUCUGGAGAAGCCCUGAAAGUUGGCGUCGAUCUCGCCAGAACCAGGCAUCUGAUGAUUUCUCCUUUGGAAUAGUGGUAUGGCAGCCUUUCUCACGAGAUCGUUAUUCCAAAGUUCCCCAUUCUAACUGUCCACAGAUGAUUUAUGUUAUGGUCAAUGAGAUAGUCUUUCGCGUCAAUGACAACCAGCUUACAGCUGAUGAUUCAUGGUACUAUAUUCUCCGUCGACAUAUAUCCUACUUUGCCAAUGAAGACAGCUUUAAUGGGUUUCUUCAACAUAUUGGAAAGGAAAACAUCUUCUUCGAACGCUUGGUAGCCCUCGUUGGCACUUUCACUCCAGGAGAGCUCAGACAACCCUCUGAGACUUGGGAUCACGUUGACCCCGAUCUCUGGGACUUAGUAGGUAAAAUGACGAACCUAGACCUAACAAGGAGAAUUACCGAAAGAGAGGCCCUUCAGCAUCGUUGGUUCAGCCAAGCUAGUUAA